UCAACCACAACUACGAAAAAUCUUCCCUUCCCCUUUUCUCUACCAAUUCCAGUGCUCCCCGGGAAUCAAUUAUUGUCGCGACAAAGAGCACCCCCGAAAAGCAAUACAGUCAUCUAGCCUUCGCCUCCGCCUGCGCCUCGCUUGCAUUUCAUGGCGGGUGAGAAAAAUUCGCCGGACGAGCGCGCCUCGAAAAAGCAUAAGCGCGUUAAGGAUACGACAGAUGGGGAAAAGGAUUCUUCAGCAGUGAAGCGCAAGGAUAAGAAAAGAAAGGAGGUUGUUGAAGCUGAGGCUGAGGCCGAGGUUGAAGAGAAGGAGAAUGCUGAGGAUGGAGUGAAUAAGAAAGGGAAGAAGCAGAAGCGUGAGAGCAAGAAACGGCGGCUGCAGGAGGAUGAUAACGAGGGUGGGGAGGAGGAUGCGUCAAAGGAGGAGAAAGAGGUAGAGUCGCGGAAGAAAAAGAAGAAGAGGGUUUCGUUUGCGGCGGACGCGAAGGUCGAGGAUGGAGAUGAAGAUGAAGAUAAGGAUGAGGAUGAGGAUAUGAAUGACCAAUCUGUGGUUGAGGCGGAUGCGGAAGCCGAGGCGGAUGAUGAAAGCGACGACGCCAGCAAGAAGGAGAAGAAGAAGCAGAAGAAGAAAGAGAAGAAAGACAAAAAGAAGAGCAAGGAGGGAAAUUCGAAUGGUUCUACGACGAAUGAUGCCUCCGCGGCGAAAGAGGAAGCCCACGAUGCUCCUAUCCUUUCCUACCUUAGCCUCUACCAUAGCAGCCGAUCUGCGUGGAAGUUUCAGAAGAAUCGGGAGACGCAGCUGUUCAAAUAUGUUUUAUCGUUGGAGCAUGUUCCCGUUCGGUAUAACACCGCUCUACUUUCUUACCUACAGGGAUUGAAGGGCGAAGCCGCAAAGCAGCGGCUACGUGAAGUCGCCGGGGCUGCUGUCAAGACGGACAUUGAGGAAACGCAACCUGAGAGUAGCAACACGGAAUCUACAGAGGAUGUUGAAGAGCCCGAAGACAAGACUGAUUCGCCGAUGGUGAAGUACAGAAAGGCAGUGUACGCUUUCAGAACGGAUUUGGCCGAGGGCAAGUCGACGGAUACUACGCCGGAGUCUCUUGUUGGUGAUGCAGAGCUCGUGAAACGAUUCGAAAAGCGACAGCGUGCCGAAGUCGUCCUGUUUGCUGUUGACGGAAGGGUGUUCACGAUGCGAAAGCUCAAGGCUCCUCCGCAGAAAGGAAAAGGCACUGCAGUUCAGAGCCAGCCAACCAAGAAAAAGAAGAAGAAUAGGACUGCCUUUAUCGAAAUUUCGAGCAGCAGCGAGAGCGACAGCAACAGCGACAGCGACGACGGGAAACGAAAAAAGACCAAGUCCAGCAAAUCGUCGUCAGAAUCAAGCAGUGACAGUGAUUCUGACAGUUCAUCCUCAUCCUCUUCGUCCUAGAUUCCUAGGAGGAACUUUCUAUGAUCCAUCUUUCCGCGAUUACCUCGAUGUUCAAGUGAAAAAAGUUUUGAUAUUCUUUGGCAUGGCGGCGUCCUUCUACUUAAUGAUUGGUUUGGUCAACCAAAAGAUUCCAGCAUAUACUGCUUUAUGGUGUAUAAAUAUGUAUUAGAGCAUAGAAACAACAUAUAUACA
Messenger RNA from Aspergillus ochraceoroseus IBT 24754, 1620 nucleotides. Its product is annotated as WKF domain-containing protein. The coding region runs from base 151 to 1428 and encodes 425 amino acids. The record is from RefSeq and is a predicted model, not a curated record. Lineage: Eukaryota; Fungi; Ascomycota; Eurotiomycetes; Eurotiales; Aspergillaceae. The transcript has a single exon.